This is a messenger RNA of Nicotiana attenuata, 692 nucleotides long. RefSeq names its product aspartate-semialdehyde dehydrogenase-like. NCBI's taxonomy places the organism in Eukaryota, Viridiplantae, Streptophyta, Magnoliopsida, Solanales, Solanaceae. Gene Ontology annotation, molecular function: oxidoreductase activity, acting on the aldehyde or oxo group of donors, NAD or NADP as acceptor; NAD binding. The coding region runs from base 80 to 670 and encodes 196 amino acids. The record is from RefSeq and is a predicted model, not a curated record. The transcript has a single exon.
AAUAUUUGGGCGCUAAAGCAAGGGCUUCACUUGCCUUAACCUUGACCCGCCCUUGAGUCCGCCGCCGCUUCCCGCAAAAAUGAACACUCCAGCACUUUCUGUCCGCCACAACCAUUUCCUCCACCGCGGCGCCACCGCCAUUCCACGACCACGCUCCAUCACCACCUCCACCUCCCCUUUCCGCGUCCGCAUGUCUCUCCAAGAGAACGGCCCAUCCGUUGCCGUCGUCGGCGUCACCGGCGCGGUCGGUCAAGAGUUUCUCUCCGUUCUCUCCGACCGUGAUUUCCCUUACCGUUCACUCAAACUCCUCGCAAGCAAAAGAUCAGCUGGUAAAUCAAUGAAAUUCGAAGACAGAGAUUAUACAGUUGAAGAGCUCACGGAGGAUAGUUUUGAAGGGAUAGAUAUAGCAUUGUUCAGUGCUGGCGGUUCUAUUAGUAAGAAAUUUGGACCGUUAGCGGCUCAAAAGGGGACUAUAGUGGUGGAUAAUAGCUCGGCGUUUCGAAUGGAUGAGAACGUGCCUCUCGUGAUACCCGAAGUGAAUCCUGAAGCAAUGGCGCAUGUGAAGCUAGGUUCUGGAAAAGGAGCGAUUAUUGCUAAUCCCAAUUGCUCUACUAUUAUUUGCUUGAUGGCUGUUACUCCUCUUCAUCGUCGUGCUAAGGUGACAGUUUGAUCUAUCAUGUUCUUUUUCCUGG